Amphiprion ocellaris (clown anemonefish) is the source of this 5290-nucleotide messenger RNA. RefSeq names its product cerebellin-1-like. The transcript is spliced from 3 exons. The coding region runs from base 2011 to 2715 and encodes 234 amino acids. NCBI's taxonomy places the organism in Eukaryota, Metazoa, Chordata, Actinopteri, Pomacentridae. The record is from RefSeq and is a predicted model, not a curated record. Gene Ontology annotation, molecular function: protein binding.
GUUAUUCAUAUUCUGAUUAUUUGGGAUAAUAAUAAUAAAUAAAAGUUAAAUCAAGAUCUUUAUAAAUGCCAUAUCUGCUGUUUCAGAGCACAAAAAAGCAGAAAAAGUGAGCUCCCCUGAAAGCCAUAGUGUAGUUCAAACUCUUCGUGCAAUUAUUGUGGAUGGCUUUACUUAAGCUUGAAAUUGAAUCAAAAAUCAAUUCCGCAGUGAUUGAAGCAAGUAAGCAAAUAUAACAAGUUCCAACGCCUAUGAAGACACAGUGGUACACUGUGCUUGUACACCAAGUGCCAAAAAAAAAUUGCACAUUCUAGUAAUUCACUGGACUGCACUUAGCUCUGAGAGCGACACAGAUUCGCUGUGGCAUCAUUUCGAUAAGCUUUUUAAAUUUUACAGGAAACAGUAAAACAGUUACAAAUAAUUUGAAAUACAGUGUGCAUAUUAUGUAAGGGGCAUUUGUCCAAAGUGUUUUUAUCAUCUCUAUCUCAUUCCAUGUGUUUAACAAACACUAUUUUGUCUUCAAACCAGCUUAUAUGCUAGAAGGAUUUUUUCAUUUUUAACCUGAGUGCACCAAGUUAUUAAUAAGCACAUAAUAUGAAAGGAGGGUUGGUGUUGCACUGUGGCUGACAGUAAUACCUUUCUGUGUGGAGUUUACAUGUUCUCCCUGUACAUGUGAGUUUUCUACACAUACUUUGGCUUUCUUCCUCAAACCAAAGACUAUUUGGACUCUGAAUUGGCCAUUAAUGUGAGUGUGAGUGACUGUCUGUUGGAGAUAGAGCCCUCCAUGAGCCCCUACAGGACUGGAUGGAUGGAUGGAACUGGAAACAUUUGUUGUCAUAAAAGAACAAAAUCACAACUAAGAGUCAAAGUUUUCACUUGUUUGAUGAUGAGGUCCUGUUGGUUGAAAUACAAGUGGGUUUUAGUCAUUAAAUCUUGUGCAUCAGUAAAUUGUAUAAGGUGUGUAUAAGGUGUAUAAGUCACCUACAGUCUGGAAUCCUCUGAGUCUCAUCAGCUGGAAGCUCAAAAACAACAAAGAUUACAAUGCAAGGCUGAUAAAUGGACAAGUAAAUCCGAAUUAUGCAAAAGAAUCCUCACUUUUGCCUUUUUGUCCAGUUGCAUAGCACUGAGCCUCAAUCAACUACAGAGUUACCACAGAACUGUAUGAACAAUUGGAAGAACAGGGGUGCAGUUGCUGGGACACAUAAUGUGUUGAUGGAAAUUGGCAGAACUUCUUUAAGGUUCUCCUUGUUGGGAUUCCCAGUCAACAUGAUGUAUAUAUCCAGGCACCAUGCUGCCAUAAAAACAAUGUUUUGUUUUAAGUUUUACAGACUAUGACCCAAAUAAAUACCAAGCCAAGGUAGAAUCUUUGGCUUAGACAAGCAGGAGCAGGAGUGUAUUAGUGGUUCAAAAGCAAUAGAGGUGGAAAACUUCUGAAGGGAGUGAAUACUUUAAUAGGCACAGUAACAGUCCAUAAGAGAAAUUGUAGCAACCCACUGGAGACAAAAAUAAAUUACUGAAAUAUGAUGUUUGCAUAAUUUGCAAAACAACCCAAAGCAACACAUCAGCAGAAACAUGAAUACCUUUAGUGGAAAAGAGACACUGACAAAACAGCUACAUUCAUUCACAUUCACAUUCAUUCAUUGCAAGUUAACAGUUAAAAAUGAAUCCAUCAUUUGUUCAGACAUAAAAAGAGAGAACGAUUCCACAACAGUAAUUUACCAUUUUAUUGGGACAAAUAAUCAGUUGUGAUAAACAGCAGUUAGUUGCUCCUGUUGUCAAAUCACAAGCAAGUUUGUUGUUUUAUCAGAUUUUUAACCAGAUAUUAUUUACAACAUUUAUUUCACCAUUUGUUGAGCUUGAACCAAAGCUUGAAACACACAUUGUGCUGUUUGCUUGCUGGGAUUAGAGCAAGGCGACCUGACAUAGUUGGCAGUCGGACAAAACCAGAACAAACAAAACCUAAAUAAUUUGUGUGAGUCAUGUCAGUUAUAUCACUGAUGGCCUAGGAAUCAGAUGAAACAGCUGCAGAGCGUUGCAUCUAAGAAGAUGCUUCGUUUCAUUUAUCUGCUGCUGAUUUGUGGCUGUGGCCUGAGUUUUGUCCAAGGGGAAUGUUCACAAGUCGGACCCGGCUGCUUAGACUGCUGCACUAUUCAGAGAAAGUUUGAUGCAAUAGAAGACAGAUUAACAGCUCUGGAAAAGUUGUUGAAAGAAUUUCAAAUCAGGCUGAUCAAGAAUGAAAACAAGACUGCUGAUCUGUGUUCACAAGCAAAUCUUAAGGUGAUUUUCAGUGCAGUAGUAGGAAGAUUUGGAGCCAUUGGACCCUUCAACACAGACACAACUUUAGUCUACAGAAGAGUCAUUACAAACAUUGGAGAUGCUUACAGUAGAUUCUCAGGUAUCUUCACUGCACCAGUUCCAGGUGUUUAUUACUUCACCUUCUUCUAUCACGCUGGAGGAGAGUGUGACGCAAUGCUGUAUCUCUACAAGAACUACCAGCUGAUAGUCAUGACCAGUGAUCACUCAUCAAGCCACGACACAGCAGAUAAUGGCGGAAACGCAGUGUUUCUGCAGCUAAGGAAAGGAGACCAAGUGUAUGUGCGCAUGGUGGCAAACUCGCAUGUUUGGGGAUCUUAUCACCACACAACUUUUAGUGGUUUCUUGGUCACUCCAAUGCCAGAAGAAAUAAAACCCAUUUAUUACAUCCAGAAAAGGGGUUGAUAUUCAGGCACAUGAGAUAUUGUCAUACUUUCAUCUUGUAGAUAUUUCUUUGAACCUUACUGAUAUGUAAUAGUGUUAAAGUUGUGAAUCUGACUUUAUAUAAAAUUUCAGUUGUCAGUACUGGAUGCUCACUGAAAUAAAGCAUCUGUCAAUUAGUGUUUUAUAAAGAAAAAGGAUUUCUGUUGAAAUAUUCUGAUAAAUAAGUGGACAGCAUGUAUUGUGAAUAAAUAGUAUUAAUGUUUGUGAGAUUGUUGGGGAUUGUUUUAUUAAAGAAUGUACAACUGAAGACUCUUUCAUGUGUAAGUGAAAACAAGUUUCUACCGAUUAAUGUCAAAGGAUUGGAAAUAUAAAAUGUAUAAUUAGUGAUUUCUUAACUAUUCACUCCCUACAAGUCAGUAUUUCAUAGAUGCACCUUUGGCUGCAAUUACAGUAUUGAUCAUGAGUGGAUAAAUCUCAGUUAACCCCAUUCUUCUUUGCUUCAGCUCUGUCAGGUUUCACAGAGAUCAUGAGUGAGUAACUCUCUGAAAGUUCAGCCACAAAUUCUUAACUGGAUUGUAAAUUCCUUUGCAAAAAAACUAAUUAAAUUCACCGAAAUUCAAUGUUCAAAAGCAAUGAAAGUGGAAAAUUUCCAAGGGGAGUAAAUACUUUCAAUAGACACUAAAUGGAAAGUUCAUAAGAGAAAUUGUUGCAACACUGGAAGCAAAAGUAAAUCACUGAAAUAUGAUGUUUGCACAACUUGCAGAACAACCCAAAGCAGCACAUGAUCAGCAGCAGAAACAUGAAUGACCUUCAGUGGAAAACUGACACUCUGACCAAACAGCUACGUGGUCAUUCAUUGCAAGUCAAAUGUCUUAUAAUCUUAAGUCUUAAUAUUUUCAACUUAUCAAAGUCUGUAAGAUCCCAAACUAAUAUGCAGCUGCAGCAACAGGAUGAGGUGUGUGCACAGAUUAAAAAAAAAAAAAAAAAAAAAAAACUUUCCGUGUUUUUGUUCACAACUAUAGUUUACCACUUUAAUGGGACAAAGAAUCAGUCAUAUUAAAAAGCAGGUAGUUGCUGUUGUUGUCGUAAAAUCACAAGCAGGUUUAUUGCUUUGUCAACUUUUUAAUCAGAUAUAGCAGAUGCAGAUUUUCCUGCACACAUCGUCUUGUUUGCUUGCUGGGAUCAAAGCAAGGCGAUCUGACAUAGUUGCCACCAGGAUAAAACCUGAACAAACAAAACCUCAAUAAUAUGAGUGUUCUGUGUCACUGUUAAAUAAACAGUCAUGUCCAUUAUAUCAGUGAUUGGUAAUGACAAAGCAACCAGAUGAAUUGGAGAAGAUGAUUGGCUCCAUUUAUCUGCUGCUGUUUUUCGGCUGUGGUCUGCAUUUCACCCGUAAGGAAUGUUCACAAACCGGACCUGACAGCUCUGGAAAAGCUGUUGCAAGACCUUCAAAUCAGGCUGAUCAAGAAUGAAAAUGUGACUUCUGAGCUGUGUUGGCUAGGUACAUCAAAUCUUUGAACUUUGGAAGAUUUUUUAAUGUUAAAUGCGGCUUCAUGCUCGUUCAUGCAGGCAUGGAUUCAGGCCAGUCACAAGUUUUUAUACUGUCCAAUCGUCCCCGUAGUCAGUUCCCUCUCUCCCCAUUAGCACACCUUAUAACUGAGGCAGCGUUCAUUCAUUCUGCCCGCUCUUUGCUUGCUGCAUUGCUGCUGCUGAGCAUUCACCGGUCAACGGUUAACCAAUGCAAGCGGAGACGAGCCUUCAUUCAACAAGAACUCUGGGAAGGCCCUGUCUGAGCCUUGGUUUCCUCGCUUCCACAUGCCAUGCCAAUGCCAUGGACUCCCUCUUAAAACACGCAACAUAUUCCUUCCCCCAUCCUCCGCAUCGUAUAAACAUUUCCUCUACCUCAAUUCCAUCAAUAUUGCUCAAAGGCCAUGAAAAGUUCAAAUUAUACAUAAUCUGUGAUGACUACAUAUAAUUGGACCAUUGUUUUGUGUUAGUUCAAGAAGUUUUGCAUGUUUGUACAGAUUCAAAGGAUACGCAUCAAGCUUGAUGACACCCAGUCUCAUGUUUCCAUAGCUGCAGAAACACUCCAUUUCCUCCAUUGCAUAACAUGCAAAAAACAACCCAAAGCAACACAUGAACACCAGCAGAAACAUGAAUACCUUCAGUGGAAAAGAGACACUGACAAAACAGCUACGUGGUCAUUCAUUGCAAGUCAGCAGGUAAAAAUUAAUCCAUCAUUUGUUCAGACAAAAAAAAAAUAAAAAAAAUAGAGAAUUAUUCCACAACAGUAAUUUACCACUUCAUUGGGGCAAAUAAUCAGUUGUGGUUAAAAAAAAAAAAAAAAACAAGAAAAAAAAACAGGUAGUUGCUCCCGUUGUGAAAUCACAAGCAGGUUUAUUGCUUUAUCAGAUUUUAUUUCACCCUUUGUUAAGCUCGAACCAAAACUUGAAAAAUAUAAGCGGAUGGUUCCUAAUGUGGACGAAAGCUGUGAAAUUUAUUCAGGGUUUUAUAUUACAAAACUUCUUUUUGUUAUUAUCUGAAUCCAGAUCUUACUGCACACAUUGUGCUGUUUGCUUGCUGGGAUUAGAGCAAG